CGCUCGGCCUCUGGUGAAGAGAAGUGAAGAAGAUGACAGCGAUGUACCGAUCACGCUCCCUGGAAAACAAGGAAUUAAUGGCUCUGUAUGGAGGGGACAGAGACCCUUACUUUGUCAGAGAUGAAGACUGUACCAGUGAGGAGUAUGAUCUGGACUCAGAGUGCAGCGAGGAGGGAAAAGGCGGCAGAGGCCUUCGCAGCUCCGUGUCCCUGGAAAUCUACGGUCUGCAGAGGGAGCAGCACGUUUACUUCUCCAACCAGGAGUACUACAGGAGGCUGGAGGAGCUGAAGAACGCUCACCUGAGGAACAUGGCCGAGCUGGAGAGGAUGUACAUCAGUCAGGGCAGGGAGUGGCACGCAGAGGAAGAGGAGGAGGAGGAGGAUGGAGACCUGGCACGAUGGAGGAGCAGAGAGGCCAGACACUCAGUCAGUAGCUGCCCUGCCAGGAAACUCCAGAGGAUCAAUUCUCAGGAGGAGUUGGACUUCCAUGAGACAUCAAGUGGUUCUGACCAAUCAGAGCUCUGUGGAGAGGACAGCAUGGGGGAACUGGAGCUGGAGAAUCGAAGAAGGACCCGGGGCCAGGUCCGAACCUUUGGGAGAGACGUCCUGCUGAGCCCAGAGGACAUGAUGACCCAGAAGCAGUUUCGAUUCCAGCCCAAGGCCUUGUGUCCGAAACCGCAGGGAAGAUUGUCCCGUCACACUGGGGGCAGGGUUCGGUCCAACGCUAAAGUCACUGUGCCCAAACCCUUCCAGAUGAUGCUGAGAGAGGAGGACAGGAAGCGGCAGAAGGUGCGGACGCGCUCGGAGAUCGAGCUGGAGAACACGCUGCUGAGACGGGAGCUGGAGGAGCUCAGAGAAUGCCAGAAAAAGUUCAAAGCAUCACCUGCACCGGCGCACAUACACCUGCCUCUCUAUGAAGUCAUCAGCCGCCGCCCCGGUCAGCGGCCCAACCAACGCAGAAGCAGCAGCAAUAACUGUAACCGUGACUCCAAAAGCAACAAGGCUUCUGCUGCGGCCUCGUCGCAGCCUUUUCAUUUCCUGGAGAGAGAGAGGAGGAAGAGGGAGGCGAAGGUUGUGGCAGAGCUGGGGAACCUUGGUCAGAAAGAGGAGCGACAGGCCUUCAAGGCGAGGCCCAUGCCCAGCUCGGUGUACGGCACCAAGCACAGAGCAGACUCCAAGACCACAAACCGCCAGCCCCAGUUUUUCACCAUCUGCACACUGGAGAGGGAGGCCACGGAGGGUCAAAGUGACCCAAACUCCGACCUGGAGGCAGAGGCGCUCCAGUCCAACUCCGACACCUCUCCUGCCUCCUGCGGGCCUCAGAGAUGUGCGUCCUCCAAGCCAGUGAAGAAGCAGAUAGAGCUGUCCAUUGAGAUGGUGAAGGAGAGGGAGUGGUCCUACAUCGACCCGCUCAAAGCCACCGCCUGUAACGUCCGCUCGCCGGGCGGCCCGGAGCCUCUGCUCUGCCACAAGAGUGACUGCAUCAGUGUGUGAGCGACGGAGUUCAUAAAUCAAACACAGCAGCAAGAAUGGAGAAUAGCAGUAGCUAUUUAGCAGUAGUUUUUACAACUAUGUCGUCACGGCUUGUAGUUUUGUGGUGUAAUUCUUUAUCAGCAGAACGUGGUUAAAGUAAUGCACACAGAUGCUUUGGAGUACAGUAUGUCCCAUAGCGAGGUAUGUGUUGUUUUUAUUAUAGAGGUAUUUUUGAGGCUCUUAAAAGGUACCCUAUGGUGUUUUUUGUAACUUAAAUAUAUAUGCAUGUGUAUAUUAUAAACCUGUUGUUUGUAUUUGAUCCUCGUAAAACAUUUGCAAAAGGUGAAAACGGACGCCCAUGCUUGUGUCCUCGUUUGUGUCCUGAGACAAAAUGGGGGCCCACUCUUUAAGAUAUUACUCCAUAUAGCCACUAGUGGUUGAAAUCUACACAGGGCACCUUUAAUGUCAGUGCAAGACUCUGAGACACACAGCUGUCAA
Seriola aureovittata is the source of this 1970-nucleotide messenger RNA. Its product is annotated as protein FAM161A-like. The transcript is spliced from 4 exons. Bases 33 to 1493 code for a protein of 486 amino acids. Gene Ontology annotation, biological process: cilium organization. The record is from RefSeq and is a predicted model, not a curated record. Lineage: Eukaryota; Metazoa; Chordata; Actinopteri; Carangiformes; Carangidae. Gene Ontology annotation, cellular component: cilium.